This is a messenger RNA of Eremothecium cymbalariae DBVPG#7215, 3612 nucleotides long. It is a transcript of the gene GRR1, whose product is annotated as SCF ubiquitin ligase complex subunit GRR1. The transcript has a single exon. Gene Ontology annotation, biological process: SCF-dependent proteasomal ubiquitin-dependent protein catabolic process. Gene Ontology annotation, cellular component: SCF ubiquitin ligase complex. Bases 1 to 3612 code for a protein of 1203 amino acids. Lineage: Eukaryota; Fungi; Ascomycota; Saccharomycetes; Saccharomycetales; Saccharomycetaceae. The record is from RefSeq and is a predicted model, not a curated record. Gene Ontology annotation, molecular function: protein binding.
AUGACUAGCAGUGGUACAAACAAUACGAGCAGUCCCAAUAACGGGCAAUUACCUGCAUCUGGACUGCCAGCAAGUUGGUUCACAAAUCCCAUAUCGUCAAGGUCUAACACUGACCGGCAGCAAUACUCUCAAGAAUUCCGGGAGCGAGUUUCGAGGGUUACGCAAAGGGGGCAAACUUACAUAUCGCAGCUAAAUGAUCAGCAGAGUGGCAGAGAUUGGCCAAGAGGUAUUGUAGGACAUAAUGCCCGGUUUUUUCAGCAAGCUGCCACGUCAACGAGGGCAUCGGUGACGUUGCCAACAUCUUCUACAACUGACAACGGUGGUUUGGGUGUUGCGCGAAUGCACAACGGCCACACCCAUAAUAACGCUACUAUCACUCAUAAUAAUGCCGAAAACAGCAGUUUUUUACCAGCUUCUGUGGUUGAUGUAGAUAACGAUGUGGACCUGUUAGAAGAUGAGCAAAGCAUAUCAUUGCAACUACCCUCUGCCGAAGAGCGGCGGCUAUUUGAAGCUUUCCAAGCGGAGGCACGUUCUGUUUUUCGGAAGGCUAUAGACACUAUAGGGAAAAGAAAAGCCUUGUUAUUACAGUCAUUUGAGGCUGACAAUUUGAAGCUUCAACAGUUACAGUCUGGCCAGAUGCAGUGGAGUGGCGACACAAAUGAUCCAGAAUCUGAAAAUCGCUAUAUUAGCCGUUUGUCCAAGGUACAGCGAAUAAGGCUUCGUGCGGUAGAAAUGGAAACUUUAAACAUGCAACGAUUGAGAGGCAACUUUCAAGUAACUAUGCAACAGUUUAAGAUUGAAGUCCAGAGAUAUCUCAUAGCGAAAGCUCGAGGUGAAUAUUUGAGAAAUCCUGUUGAGUAUUUUAAACCUCAACUAAUGGACUGGGAUCCUCAUAAGAACUUGGGUAUUAAAAUUGCAUUGAUGGAAAAUCACAUGGAUGAAUCUGAUUGGGAUAGACUAAGACUGAUGGUGGAGUCUAAUAAUCAAUCUGAGAAUACCACUGAUCGACUAACACCACAGUUACAACAUCAACCCCUACAUCAGAGUGUCAUUCGUACUCCAUUUUCUAACGGCCAUACAAACAUAAAUGGUAACACGAAUGCCAACUCUAACAAUAACACUAGCGAGAACGACAAUAACAACUAUUUUUAUGCCGCGACCAACAACAAUCACACCCACAAUAGCAGAGUAAUUGCCGCAACAACCAGCAACAUCUGUGCCUCUGGCGCUAUUGUUGCCUCAUCAAAAUCUGUCUUUCCCUUAAAAGAGUUACCCCAAGAGAUCCUUUCCCUUGUAUUGGAAAUGGUCGGCCAAAAGACAGAUGUUGUAUUAUUAUUGACUGUGUGCAAGGCUUGGGCUGCUAUUAUUGUAAAACUUUUAUAUUACCGACCUCACAUUAACAAGAAACCCCAGCUCGACCUCUUUAUGAAUACUAUGAGGAAACCAGCUACAGAGUUAGUCUUCGAUUAUAGGUCAAUGAUUAAAAGAUUGAACUUUUCAUUUGUAGGAGACUAUAUGACUGAUUCACAGUUAUUACAUUUCGUUGGUUGUCCAAAUUUAGAAAGACUAACCUUAGUGUUUUGUAAACAGGUUACCACUAAAUCAAUUGCACAAGUGUUGAAAGGUUGCAAGUUUCUACAAAGUGUUGACAUAACAGGCAUUCGAGAGGUUGGUAACGAACUUUUCACCGUUUUGUCAACAGAUUGUAAACGAAUCCAAGGACUAUACGUUCCCCGCGCGGACUUGGUCUCAUGUGAUGCCAUUGAACAAUUUGUUGAGAACGCACCCAUGUUAAAGAGAGUCAAGAUAACUUUUAAUAAAAAUAUCACUAAUUCCCUGUUGGUGAAAAUGGCACGUUCAUGCCCACUACUCGUUGAGGUUGAUUUGACCUCUACCCCUCAGAUAAACAAUGAAAGCAUUGUAACUCUAAUGACUGAGUUACCUCAAUUACGCGAGUUCAGAUUAACGCAAAACAUGCUAUUAAGUGAUUCUUUUGCUACGCAAUUGUCAUUAAACGUUACUAGUUUACCAGCGUUAAGACUCGUUGAUUUAUCCGCAUGUGAAAGUAUUACUGAUAAGACUGUUGCUAAAUUAGUACAAUUGGCGCCUAAGUUGAGAAAUGUAUACUUGGGUAAGUGCAGCAGGAUCACUGAUAAUUCCUUAAUUGCCUUAUCGAAAUUGGGUAAAAAUUUACAAACGGUUCAUUUUGGCCAUUGUUUUAACAUUACUGAUGAUGGUGUCAAAGUUUUAAUACAAAAUUGCCCAAGAAUUCAAUAUGUCGAUUUUGCUUGUUGUACCAAUUUAACUAACCACACCCUAUACGAAUUGGGGGAUUUGACUAAACUAAAAAGAAUAGGUCUCGUUAAAUGUUCUCAAAUGACUGACGAAGGGUUAUUAAACAUGAUUGCCUUACGUGGUAGAAACGACACUUUAGAAAGAGUCCAUUUAUCCUACUGUACUAAUUUGACAAUCUAUCCAAUUUACGAAUUGGUAAUGGCAUGCCCUAAGCUUUCUCAUUUGUCGUUAACAGCAGUACCAUCUUUUCUCAGACCAGAUAUCACACAGUUUUGCAGACCACCGCCAAGUGAGUUUACAGUCAACCAACGUCAAAUUUUUUGUGUCUUUUCUGGAAAAGGUGUUCAAAAGCUUCGUCAUCAUUUAAUGAGCAUGACAAGACCAACAGAUGGCCCAACUACAAAGGUAAGGAAGAUACUAAUAGAAUUUUUAAUCGCUAGAGGUCUAUUUAGACCUAAUGAAUCUGAAGAAGAGGCACUAAAAAGAAUUGCUGAUGAAAUAAACCAAGAAAGCGCAGCAUUGAUGACAGCCUCAAGUAUGUUUAACGCAGCGAACGAACCAUUUCAAAAUAUAAAUUUUGAGAGGAUAGAUGACCUGCUUACCUUUAUAAGAAGAGUUCCACAGGAUGAUUCUGUUACUGGUGAAGAUGUCUCUGAACUCAUGCCGUUAAUUGAUGAGUCUUUUUGUGAAGAACCAUUCAGAACAGAAUGGCGUGACCAUGAUGGGAUAGUGGCUCCUCGUGCUUCUAAUGAUUUAAACAGUGAGUUAGCAGAUAUUGUAAGGAAGUUCCAUGCAUUGAACGAUCGCAUCGCCGAUUUUGAGGUAAAUGUUUCCAGUAUCAUAAGAAUUCAAUUUCAAUACACGGGUUCCAUGUUAGCUGAAAUGUCACAUAUUUAUAUGUUACUUGUAGACUUGAACCGCACCAUAUGUGAUAUUCAGAAAAGAAUAUAUGAGAUUAAUAAUCUUCGUGAUGUCAAAGCUAUCACUAUCUGGAGGAUGCUAUGGACUCCGCGGUUUGAAGAAAUGUUAAAAAAAUAUAAAUUGGAUACUGUUGUUUUAAGGUUAUAUCUUAAAAACAAUGUGGCCGUUUUGACAAGGCAGAGGGAAGUUGCGCUUCUGAGAGCUCGUACCUUAUGGGAUAAUGAACAAGCUGCGAUGGUGCAAGGGAACGGGCUUACGAUUGCAGGAGCAACCGCUGCAGAACAGUCUGCAGCUGCUCGUCAAUUGUUUCCGCAAUUUCAAAUUCCUGUUUUUCGACCAACGCAAGAUGGCCCACCUCCGGAACAGGAUGACGACGAAGUAUUAGAGGAGUCAUAA